GGGUUGUGGUGGUGGUGAUGGUGGGGGAAGGUCUCGGGUAUAAAGGUAUGGAAAUGCAAGGCAAACUACCAUUCUCUGAAGAGAGGGGAGGGCGGGAGACAUACGCACACAGGGCAGGAAAGAGAGAGAGAGUGAGAGAAAGAGAGUGAGAGAGAGAAAGGAGGAGGAGUAGGAAAAAAGUUGCAAUUUGAACACAAUUGGAGUGACUGUUCGUGGACCUUCAUUGCAAACAUGGGGCUGGGAAGAGGGAAAGAUGAAUACCAGCUGGCGGCCACAUCCGAGAAGCCGAAGGGCAAAAAGGCCAAAAAGGCUAAGGAGAAGAAAGACAUGGAUGACCUCAAGAAAGAAGUGGAUUUGGAUGACCACAAGUUAACCCUCGACGAACUGCACAGAAAGUAUGGAACUGAUCUAACCAGGGGUCUGUCCUCAUCCCGGGCCAAGGAGAUCCUCGCCAGGGACGGCCCCAACGCGCUCACCCCUCCCCCCACAACCCCUGAAUGGGUCAAGUUCUGCAAACAGCUUUUUGGUGGUUUCUCCAUGCUGCUGUGGAUCGGUGCCAUUCUGUGUUUCCUCGCUUACGGUAUUCAAGCUGCAUCUGAAGACGAGCCCGCCAAUGACAACUUGUACUUGGGUGUUGUGCUUUCUGCUGUGGUCAUCAUCACUGGCUGCUUCUCCUACUACCAAGAGGCCAAGAGCUCCAAGAUCAUGGACUCCUUCAAGAACCUGGUGCCACAGCAAGCCCUGGUGGUCCGUGACGGCGAGAAGAAGAACAUCAACGCAGAGGAGGUGGUGGUUGGAGACCUGGUGGAGGUGAAAGGAGGAGACAGGAUCCCAGCUGAUCUCAGGAUCGUCUCUGCUCACGGCUGCAAGGUGGAUAACUCUUCCCUCACUGGUGAAUCCGAGCCCCAGACCCGUACUCCAGACUUCUCCAACGAAAACCCUCUGGAGACGAGGAACAUCGCGUUCUUCUCUACUAACUGUGUUGAAGGUACUGCCAGAGGAGUGGUCAUUAACACUGGAGACCGCACAGUCAUGGGUCGCAUUGCUACUCUGGCCUCUAGUCUGGAGGGAGGAAAGACGCCCAUCGCCAAAGAGAUCGAGCAUUUCAUCCACAUCAUCACCGGAGUGGCCGUGUUCCUGGGAGUGUCCUUCUUCAUCCUGUCCCUCAUCCUCGGAUACGGCUGGUUGGAAGCUGUCAUCUUCCUCAUCGGUAUCAUCGUCGCCAAUGUGCCUGAAGGACUGCUGGCUACUGUCACUGUGUGUCUGACUCUGACGGCCAAGCGCAUGGCCAAGAAGAACUGCCUGGUGAAGAACCUGGAGGCUGUGGAGACCCUCGGCUCCACCUCCACCAUCUGCUCCGACAAGACGGGCACCCUGACCCAGAACAGGAUGACCGUGGCCCACAUGUGGUUCGACAACCAGAUCCACGAGGCCGACACCACCGAGAACCAGAGCGGCACCUCCUUCGACCGCAGCUCCGCCACGUGGGGAGCUCUGUCCAGGGUCGCCGGCCUCUGCAACCGCGCCGUGUUCCUGGCUGACCAAAGCAAUGUCCCCAUCCUUAAGAGAGAUGUUGCUGGUGAUGCUUCAGAAGCUGCUCUCCUCAAAUGUAUUGAACUGUGCUGUGGAUCUGUUGCUGGCAUGAGAGAUAAAUACCCCAAAGUCGCUGAAAUUCCCUUCAACUCCACCAACAAAUACCAGCUCUCCAUCCACAAGAACUCCACGGCCGGAGAGACCAAGCACCUGCUGGUCAUGAAGGGAGCCCCAGAGAGGAUCCUGGACCGCUGCUCCACCAUCCUGCUCCAGGGCAAAGAACAGCAACUGGACGACGAGAUGAAAGACGCCUUCCAGAACGCCUACGUAGAGCUGGGAGGUCUCGGAGAAAGAGUUUUGGGUUUCUGCCACUUCAGCCUGCCCGACGACCAGUUCCCAGAGGGCUUUGCUUUCGAUACCGAGGACGUGAACUUCCCCACGGAGAACCUGUGCUUCGUUGGACUUAUGGCUAUGAUCGACCCUCCUCGUGCCGCUGUGCCUGACGCUGUGGGCAAAUGCAGGAGUGCCGGAAUCAAGGUCAUCAUGGUGACAGGUGAUCACCCCAUCACAGCUAAGGCCAUUGCCAAAGGUGUGGGCAUCAUCUCUGAAGGCAACGAGACUGUGGAGGACAUCGCCGCUCGCCUCAAUGUUCCUGUUUCUGAAGUCAACCCAAGGGAUGCCAAGGCCUGCGUGGUGCACGGGGGUGAGCUCAAAGACAUGACCACAGACCAGCUUGAUGACAUUCUUAAACACCACACGGAGAUUGUGUUUGCCAGGACCUCACCACAGCAGAAGCUCAUCAUCGUGGAAGGAUGCCAGAGACAGGGAGCCAUCGUGGCAGUGACAGGUGACGGUGUGAACGACUCUCCCGCCCUGAAGAAGGCCGACAUCGGUGUUGCCAUGGGUAUCGCCGGCUCAGACGUGUCCAAACAGGCCGCAGACAUGAUCCUGCUGGACGACAACUUUGCCUCCAUCGUUACCGGAGUGGAAGAAGGCCGUCUGAUCUUUGACAACCUCAAGAAGUCCAUCGCCUACACUCUGACCAGCAACAUCCCCGAAAUCUCUCCUUUCCUCCUCUUCAUCAUCGCCAACAUCCCUCUGCCACUCGGAACUGUCACCAUCCUCUGUAUCGACCUGGGAACUGACAUGGUCCCCGCUAUCUCCCUGGCUUACGAAGCAGCUGAGAGCGACAUCAUGAAGAGACAGCCCAGAAAUCCAAAAACAGAUAAACUCGUGAACGAAAGACUUAUCAGUAUAGCAUAUGGACAAAUUGGUAUGAUGCAGGCCACAGCUGGGUUCUUCACAUACUUCGUAAUCCUGGCAGAAAAUGGCUUCCUGCCCAUGGACCUGCUGGGCAUCCGAGUUUUCUGGGACGACAAAUACGUCAACGACCUGGAGGACAGCUACGGGCAGCAGUGGACAUAUGAGCGCAGAAAGAUCGUAGAGUUCACCUGCCACACGGCCUUCUUCACCAGCAUCGUCAUCGUGCAGUGGGCCGAUCUCAUCAUUUGUAAAACCAGGAGGAACUCCAUUCUCCAACAGGGAAUGAAGAACCGAAUCCUGAUCUUUGGGCUGUUUGAGGAGACCGCUCUGGCAGCCUUCCUCUCAUACUGUCCUGGUAUGGACGUGGCCCUCAGAAUGUACCCUCUCAAACCAAGCUGGUGGUUCUGUGCCUUCCCAUACUCCCUUCUCAUCUUCUUAUAUGAUGAAGCCAGAAGAUAUAUCCUCCGACGCAACCCUGGAGGCUGGGUGGAGCAGGAGACGUACUACUGAGCACAGACCGGGAGAAGUCAUUCAUUCUUUCCUACACUCGCUGCCAUGUUACAUCUGUGUUUAAAGUUUUUAGUCCAACCAAAACGAAAGAAAAAGCCAAACAUGGGUAACUUAUACAUUUCUAUGUGACGAUCACAAUAAAACUUGUCUAAAACUGUUGUACUAAAGCCUGGUUUGGUAGUUUGUUCAUUCAAGUGUUAUAGCGUCCUAUUUCACGCAGAGCUAGUUACGCGUUCACUGUUGGGUUUAGCAGAGUAUUAAACAAACUAAAGAAACAUUGGCAUUUUAAUUUACUUUAAUUAUGUUUUACAUUUUUAGAUUUUAUACCCAAUGGACCACUCCAACCUGACAAUACAACCGUACACUUCAAUCAUUGCUACAUGUAAAAAUCAUGGUCCCUGAUAUAUUUCUUCCCAAAUUUUAGUCAAUUUCGAAAUAGUUGGGCUACUAAUAAUAUUCCUAAAACUUGGAGUAAAAACUUCUAACUAAGCAAAACUGUAAAUGGUAUUUUGUAAUAAGGUCACAAAACACUUGUGGGAAGAGUAGUGGGAAGUGUAGCCAAAAAUUUUGUCAAGUUAGUGUGCUCUUGCUUUCAAUAAAUGUGCUCAAGUAAAUACAGAGAGGGGUAUUACGCAAAUUAGACUUUUUGAGCAUUUUACAGUGUUAUAAUGUUAUUUCCUCACCAAAAACAUUCUUGAAGACGUUUUCGAUGUCAUCCAUGCAUGUUUGAGUAAUUUUGCAAUCUCUCCUGGGCUCUAUUCGAUUUAUCGUUACGGUUAGCUGUAUGAUCAUGUACAACGCUCCGCCCACAAGCCUACGUCACCCAUGCCUCCACACAACAAUCCUCCAUAAAUACAUAUAAGCAUGAUACAAAACAAUACACAACAACUUCACAAACCUGAUGUGAUGUGCAGUCGUUUCAUUAGCGGGAUGCGCGCUGAUUGUGCUGUGAUAGCGCUCUGAAGGGGGAGUGACUUAGCACAAAUAUGUUAUGUGUUAAAACUUAAUACCCCAUAGUAGCGCAAUACCCUCUCUUUAAACUACUCUUAGUUAGAUCGCGCUGCACCGUGGAGAUACACAAGUUUAAUGCCAAACCGUGGAACAUCCCAGGCAAAGGAUUAGCUUCUCCGUGGAGACAAGAAGGUGGCGGAACCUACAGCAGAAAACACGCAAUUAAAACUUAACUUGAACAUUAAUUACGACCUGGAUACCUAUCAGAGGGUUACAAAUGAAAUGGUUGAACAAGAUCAUUAAAAUAUACAACUGGGGCACGACAAAAUAUAAAAAAUACAUUAGCUUACAUUAGCAUCUGUCUGAGUAAAGCUAAUGCGCGAGGUAGCACCAUAAUCUGAAGCAGUUUGGUCCAUUUUAUUGACCAAACAGUGACAAUGAACUGGUACCUCUGUAGUGUGGUUAUCUCUAUUGUGUUUGCUCAGGUCAUUAUAGACUCCAGCUCCUGCCCUCCAGUGAGCGCGAGCAGCCGACCAGAAAAUACAUGGACCGCUUCAGCAAAUAGGAAUCUAACUAAGUUCCCUGCCAGAGGUGGUAGAAAAGCGUAAACUUGUGCUCAGGUAGGCUAACGGUAGCUUAUCCGUACUCCUCAUUUGGUGGAACUGCCUCUUAAAGCUGUUAAAGCAAGGGUCAAACUCAAAUUUACAGUGGGCCAAUAUUAAAACUAAGACAAAUUCAUGGGCACCUGACUUUAGUUUUGCUUCAAUAAAAAUCUGGAACAACUCAAGCUUGAUAUUACAAACAUAUUAGAAAUUACAUUUGAAAUAAAAAACACAUCAGUAGUAUUCAUGUCUCUUCCUGUAGCAAUUAAUUUAGCUGAGGUGACCAACAGCUUGGUCGCUAAUGAGUGUCAACAAAAAAGGAGGAGCACUUGCCAGUCUCAACCCCAGCGUACUAGUAAAGCAUUCUGGGAUUUGUAGUAUUAGUGGUGCAUGUGCUAUAUACCGGCGGGUCAGCUCUAACGCACCUUCGAUAUGAGUUCACGGGGCCAAAUAUAUUUACAAAGUGGGCCAGAUUUGGUCCCUGGGCCCGAGUUUGACGUGUGAGUUAAAGUAUGUCAUUUUUAAGCAAAACGUGUGGAAUCGUGCUCCAGAUAGUUGGAAAAGUAACUGUCUGGAUGUAAGUUAGUGUGAAACCAUUGAAAAUAAUACAACACCUUUAAAGCAGACACAUUGCGUUUGUGUCUGCUCAUAGUUAUAAUCUCUGACACUGGUGGAUCUUCAUGUUAUAAUUUUGACAUUUUAAAUCACAAUAUUCAUCUAAAACAACUUAAUAAAAGAAACAAACUGCUGACUUCUGAGUUAGAAAGCUGUGGUGCUCAAUGGGAGUUGACAUUGCCGCAAACGCCAUCAAAACAAAGCGGCACAUGCUGUCGGCGCCCCCUGUCGCGGGGCCUCCUAGUUACACUUCACACAGAUUUCUUUUUUUUUUAUUUAUUCCAAAAUUACUACAUGACACAAGUUCUAGUCCAGACUUUUACGUGGACCUUCAGGACCUUUUUUAUUUCAUUUUUUGUGAUGCAGAAGACAGGUAUUAACAGAUGCACAGAAGACAAGACAAGACACAUACAAAAAAAGGGCAAAAACAACAAAACUAACGAACGAGGUUGACAUCUGGUUUGGGACUUGGUGAUGAAUUCUACUGAAAUUUGGGAGAAAUAUACACUACCAAUCAGACGUUUGGACACAACUUCUCAUUUCAUUUUUUUUAAUUUUUACUACUUUCUUCAUUUUAGAUAAAUACAAAAGACAUCCACUAUAUGUAGCAAGAUAUAUAGAAUUAUGUAGUAAAGUAGUUUGUAUUUUCUGACAAAGAAAAAGGUGGUUACUUUGAGGAUUUGAAAGUAUUAGUAUGUUUUUCCUCUGCUGUAUGAUUCCAUAUAUCUUGGUGUAUAUAUUAGAUGUCUUCUGUAUGUUUCUAUAAUGUAGAAAGUAGUAAAAAUGU
Molecule: messenger RNA, 6261 nt
Organism: Periophthalmus magnuspinnatus
Lineage: Eukaryota; Metazoa; Chordata; Actinopteri; Gobiiformes; Gobiidae
Product: sodium/potassium-transporting ATPase subunit alpha-1
Exons: 22
Coding region: 232-3306 (1024 amino acids)
Biological process (GO): sodium ion export across plasma membrane; potassium ion import across plasma membrane; proton transmembrane transport
Cellular component (GO): membrane
Molecular function (GO): P-type sodium:potassium-exchanging transporter activity; ATP binding; ATP hydrolysis activity
Source: RefSeq, a predicted model, not a curated record